Molecule: messenger RNA, 1113 nt
Organism: Saccostrea cuccullata (small rock oyster)
Lineage: Eukaryota; Metazoa; Mollusca; Bivalvia; Ostreida; Ostreidae
Exons: 6
Coding region: 109-549 (146 amino acids)
Source: RefSeq, a predicted model, not a curated record
GUGAUGUAUAUUCGAAAUCUUGUGAUGUAUGUUCAAUAAUCUUGUGAUGUAUAUUCGAAAUCUUGUGAUGUGUGUUCUACAAUUCAGUGAUGCGUGCAAUAAAAUUGCAUGACGCAACAGAAAAGUAAGGACAAUUUUCAUUGGUUAGAAAUAACGAAAGUAGCUGAAGCGUCGGGAAAACCAUGCAGACGAGCUGAUCGCCAACCAGGAGAUCAGAAUGAUAGCAUCUGCUCCUGCCACUUUAAGGAUGGUAAGAAGGAGGGGGACCCUGCAUAUUUUGCAUGGAAUGAAGGAAAGGCCAUGGAUUUCUCUGAUCCUAAAUGUACAAAAAGGAGGAAAAAACUCAAAAGUGAGGAGUCCCUGUCAUCUUCACAGAUGGACCAGUUGCAGAUUCCACAAGCACCAAAAUGUCAAUAUCAAGAAAAAUUGAUAUCAGAGCACAACUACUCAGCAUCCUGCACAUUUAACUGUACUCAAGAAAUGCAGCGCCUCUCAACAGAAAUACAACUGGAAAAGGAAUUGCUUGCCCUAAAAAUAGAGUCUAUAUAGUAAAAGGAAGCCAAUAUCAAUCCACGAUAUUAAAUACAACGAAGUGAAGGUACAUUUAAAGGAAUUCCAAUUGUGAUUUCCUAUUUCCUAACAAUUUCAGUUACUGUAAUAAAAACUUGUUGCCAUUGAGGGAUGAACAUCUUAGAUUGACUGUUAUGUUAACAUAUUUUGUUAUUAUUUGGGAGUGUUAGGUCUCUGAUCAGCAGGGGCAUUUUCUCUAUAUAAGAAGAAAAUGGAGACUCCCUACCCACCCGAUGUAUUUUGUCGGACAGUUUUCUGUACAUUGCAGUCACCAAUAUAUCCAAAUAUCAUCACCGGCCCAGACGUCAUUCACUCCUUUGAAUUGUGCUGGUAGCAGUAAGGUGUCAUCAUUUGAGAUGGUCACAGUAUCCAAUACACUGAAGUCACAGGACUCAAAUUUCAUACAUGUUCACAGAUGCUGUCUGAUGGCGUAGUGUAGAAUGUAGCGUAGAAUGUUUUCCAAGUCAGCUUAAAUGCAAAGGUUUGUUUUAAAAUUUAUCAUAAUGACUUGCAAAAAUUUAAUGCAGUUAAAUUUAUUGUAUU